This is a messenger RNA of Capronia epimyces CBS 606.96, 1929 nucleotides long. RefSeq lists its product as uncharacterized. The transcript has a single exon. The record is from RefSeq and is a predicted model, not a curated record. NCBI's taxonomy places the organism in Eukaryota, Fungi, Ascomycota, Eurotiomycetes, Chaetothyriales, Herpotrichiellaceae. The coding region runs from base 1 to 1929 and encodes 642 amino acids.
AUGACGGACUGGAGCAAACUCAAGGUCGUGGAACUCAAGGAGGAGUGCAAGGCGCGUGGAAUUCCUCUGACAGGCCUCAAAUUGAAGCAACAAUAUGUCGAUAAACUAGAAGAGCAUGAAGCAGAGAAUGCAGGCGGGGAUGGAUCUGAACAUGAAAUCAACGCUACUGAGUCGGCGAGCGCUGAAGAAGCAAUUGAGACACAACCGAAUGGCGAAGACGCGGAGCCUCACGACGAGGCCAUACCCCCGUUGAAUGAGACGGAGCAAGAGCCUCAGAAGGCAGAAGGGGUUGAGCACGAGAGGCCACAAGAAUUGCGAGAGGAAGAUAGCCACGCCGAAGACGUGCUUGAGGGUUCCGAGCAGAAGGCUGAGGCAGAACAGCAGCCUUCAGCUGAUCCUGCGAAUCAAAAGGGAUCCGACAGCGUUGACGAGCCGUUUGAUACAACCAAACAGGAAACAGUGAGAGACACUGAGCAGAGUGCGCAACCAGACGUGGAUCAAGAUGAGCCGGUUGAGAAAGAAUCAGCGCCUGUUCCUGGAGAUACCAGUCCUGGCCCAACGCCUACGCUACAACCAACCCCAAUGCCACCCAGUCAAGCUUCGUCUGAUUCUACCCUAUCAAACGACCAGGCAGACGAUGAAAGAAGACGGAGGAAAAGAAGUGCAACACCAGUCCCAUCUUCCGAAGAAGUCGCGCGUAAGAAGGCUCGCUUGAGUACAGGUGGAGAGAGCCUGACUAUCGAACAACUGUCUGCCCUGGACCAGAUGAAGUCAGCGACGGAGGCUGCAAAAGCGACUCGUGGAGAGACCACAAACGGAGCCAUUACUGAGGUUAUUGUUGACAAGUCGGAGGCUGAUGUGACUAUGACCACCGAGGCCCCAGGAGAGCUUCAGGAUAAUAGGCCUGAGAAGCCCAGAGACACAGAGAUACCGUCAGCCUCACCGCGCAGGUCCCAAAGCCCUUCAGAAGAACGGUACAUUGCUCCUGCCAUCCAUCCGGCAACAUCAGCUCUCUACAUCCGGAAUUUCAAGCGACCACUGCACAUCCCUUCGCUCCGCAGCCUCAUUGCAUCAGUGGCGAGAUCACAGUCGUCUUCUGAGGAUUCAGAUCCUAUCACCCUGUUCUACCUUGACAGCAUUCGCACCCAUGCCUUCGUCUCAUUCACCUCUGUCGCUGGAGCAUCCCGAGUCCGCUCCGCGAUGCACGAUGUCCGCUAUCCCAACGAAAGCAUGCGCGAGCCUCUUUUCGUCGACUACGUGCCCAACGACAAGGUUCAAUCGUGGAUCGACCAAGAAACAGGCGGUACGUUCGGAGGUCGAGGCGGGAGCGGCCGGCGAUUUGAGGUCAGAUACGAAGAACGCGAUGACGGAGUUGAAGCCAUCUUCCAAGAAGUCGACGGAAACAGACCUCAACUUCCAUUGCAGCCCAGCCGGAGCUCCCGUAUGUCAAUCGACAGACCCGGACCCGAAUCACUUCCUGCAGCAGUUCAUCCGGACCGGGCAGCAUUUGUUCCUAGGGAGAGUGACCGAGACCGAGAUCAAGAUCGAGACCGCAACCAAGUCCGUCAACCCCCCGCCGCGCCCAAGAAUGCCGAGUCGACCGGUAGAGGCUUCAAGGCACUGGAUGAGCUGUUCAAGUUCACGACCGCAAAGCCCAAACUGUACUACAAGCCCGUCCCCGAGUCCGUUGCGGCUGACAGGAUCGAGCUAUUCCGCAGUCUCCGUGUCGGAUAUGGUGAUAUGGGUCGCAGCGGCGACGAAGGCAUGAAAAGAUACACCUUUGAGCAGUAUAAAGGAAGGGAUGAAUGGGUUGGCAAAGGGCCCGAAUUUGGUUUCGGAAAGCGCGGGCAAGAUCGUCUGGCGGGUGUACGUGGAAGAGGCGGUUACAGAGGCAGGGGUGAUUCAUGGCGCGGAGGCGCCGCGAGAUAA